Messenger RNA from Blepharisma stoltei, 465 nucleotides. The record is from the annotation of a GenBank genome assembly. NCBI's taxonomy places the organism in Eukaryota, Ciliophora, Heterotrichea, Heterotrichida, Blepharismidae.
AUGGAAGAAGACAUAGAACUUGAAUACAAAGACCAGCCACGAGGAUCUGGCCAAAAUUCUGAUAUAGCCAGAUACGAGAACUUGAUAACUCUAGCAGAAUACCGAUACAACAGAGACGCUUCGAAGCUAGAGCAAGCUUUAUUGAGGACACGGAAGCUUGGGAAUAUUCAUUUAGUAGGACUUCAUCUAAGGAUGAUACCCCUAAUUGAAGCAGCCCAAACACUGCCCCUAGAGUAUGCUUUUUAUAACUGAAAAUCAGAAUGCAGAGGCCCAAGCAUUAACAAAUUGGAAAAACAUAAAAAGCUUUUUAGGCACUUAUCGAGAAAAAUUUUAACGAGAGCUUUCAUAUUGUUCAGAGAAAAGAGUUAUUUGCCUCAGAAUGAAACAAUGGAUGGGCCUGGUUAUGCGCAUGGUGCUCUCCCGCCUAUUUAUGCUCCAGAAGAAGACGAGUUCAGUGAUUAUUAA